AUGCCAGAACAUUUGAAACGAAAGGCAAGCGAUGGUUCUGCUAAAGAUGCUGAUGAUAAAAAUCCAUCAGUGUCGUCGAAACAAUCGGAAAUUGAUGAAGAUAAUGACUUUAUUGAAACAAGUGCAAAUAAAACACUUCAAGCUGUACAAGAACAUCAUUCCACACAACAAGUAUCAACAAGUGCAGACAUGGUUAUUCAGAAUGUCAUUGAUGAUGAUGGUAUUGAUUUAAAAGCAAUAGGAAAGUGUCCAAAUAAAAAAAAAAAAGCAUCCAAAGAAAAUGAUUCUGUGAGCGUCGGUCAAGCUGAUGACGAUAAUGUGACUAUCACUAUCUAUUUUCUUGCUGAAUAUACUUUUAUAUCAAGUGCUAAAGAAGCAGAUAUAAUGGAUGAUAAUAAUUAUUUAUAUAUUAUGUUUUAUUGUAAUCCACAGUUUCAUUUACAAGACGAUUUGUUUGUCGACGAUGGCAAAACACAUUCUGAUAUAUUCAAACGCCAUUGCGCUGUAGUUAUUGCUUUAUGGCAACGUGUAACAUCGUCACGAGGAAAAUCAGUUAAAGACACACAUAUACCGAUGUACAAUGUUAUGUUUUCGCCAUUAAUGUUGGAAUUUAUAUAUAAUUCAAGAAAAAAAUUCACAGCACACCAACUAUUACCGGCCAAUAUUGCUAAACAAUAUUGUUUAUUACAUGGAUUGAAACUAGUGGAACGCGGACAUGGUAGUUUCGCUGCGACUUUUUUAUCGAAGGCAGUUAAUCAACUAAGAGCGACAAUAGAAAAAUAUGAAACGGCAAUCGUUAAAAAUUUUUCAGUUUUUGGCGGUGGUACAGCUGCUCAUGAUAUAUUUCUAAAUCAUGAAGAAUAUUUAUAUGGUUUGAAAUAUAAAAGAACAAAAACGAAACUAGCAAGAUAA
Molecule: messenger RNA, 912 nt
Organism: Didymodactylos carnosus
Lineage: Eukaryota; Metazoa; Rotifera; Eurotatoria; Philodinida; Philodinidae
Source: the annotation of a GenBank genome assembly